Messenger RNA from Thrips palmi, 2291 nucleotides. Its product is annotated as syntaxin-6. The transcript has 6 exons. Gene Ontology annotation, biological process: Golgi vesicle transport. Gene Ontology annotation, cellular component: membrane. Lineage: Eukaryota; Metazoa; Arthropoda; Insecta; Thysanoptera; Thripidae. The record is from RefSeq and is a predicted model, not a curated record. The coding region runs from base 247 to 1023 and encodes 258 amino acids.
GAGGGGGUGUGAGUGGUUGGUCGUAGCAAGCAAUGGCGGCUUUGUAGAUUGCAAAGGCCUAAACGCUCGAAAAAAAAAUGUGCUUUUUGUCUUUUUGGUGAAAGAGUCUGUCUCGGAAAUGCGUGCAGGCCUCUAGUUUUUAUCAGCUGGGUUGAGGGGUUAGAGUCCAGAUGGUGUGUGCCGCCUCCUCUUUGACAGAACGUGCAUCUACGACGUGUUUGGCAAACCCGUCUGCUGUCAUUUGACAUGACACUAGAAGACCCUUUCUUCGUAGUUAAAGAUGAAGUGUCCAAAGCUCUAAACAAAACCAAGGGCUUGUACCAGCGUUGGCUUGAGCUGCAGAAAGACACAGGACUUAAUGUCACAAAAGAUGACUUGGAGUGGACCACCACUGAGUUACGAAAUUCCCUGAGAAGUAUAGAGUGGGAUAUUGAUGAUCUCGAAGACACCAAAAAUAUUGUUGAGAAGAAUCCUUCAAAGUUUAAGAUAGACAACAAAGAGCUCACCAAUAGGAAAUUAUUUAUUGAACAAGCAAGAGAGGAAGUCAAGGUGAUGAGAGACAAGAUGAAUCUGAACAAAAACAGAGACCGAGACCGGACUGCUCGUCAACCUCUUCUUGAUACUCGAGACAGUAGUCCUGUUCGAGUUCCAUCUAGUCAUGGUUCUACCAAGUAUUCCAAAUUGGAAAAUGAUUUGGACAGUCCCAGUCGACAGUUUUUAGAUGAUACUCUUGCUCAGCAACGAAGUCUCAUUCUUGGGCAAGAUGACACACUUGAUGCUAUCAGCGACAGUGUUGGCACCCUUAAAACUGUGUCUCGGCAAAUUGGAUCUGAACUUGAUGAGCAUGCUGUAAUGCUGGAGGACUUUGGUAAUGAAAUGGAGGGUACAGAUGCAAAAAUGGAUGCGACCAUGAAGAAGGUUGCAAAGAUAAUGCAUAUGACCAAUGAUAGGAGACAAUGGAUGGCUAUUGGUGUACUGUCAUGCAUCCUAAUUAUUAUCAUCAUUUUAUUUAAGUUCUUAUAAGGAACAUUGAAUAGGCAGCUGCUUUCUUUUGUACAAUUAAGUUUGAUUUUACACAAAAAUUCAUUGUGACUGUCCAAAGAAAAGACUAUAUCUCACAGUUCUUAUAUUUUGGGACAGGAACUGUAAUUUCAUGAAUUAUCCCAGAGUCUUCUGAAAAAAUAUGUCUAAUCAGAAUCAGGGUGAGUUUAUCUCCUACAGAUACUGAAUGAAAAGUUGCCAACAGUUAUAAUUGAGUUACUGAAAAAUUCUAAGACCUGUUGGAGUUAAUUUUAAUGUCUUCUGGAGAGUGAUGAAUUUUUGCAUUCUUGUGUAUCUAUGUCAUUUCUGUAUUUACUGACAAAGAUUAAAGUCGAAACCUAUGUCUUUGCUGUUUCAAUGGUUCCGAGUUUUCUCUGUCGCUUAAAGCAAACUUCUUAUUUUUAUAGACUGAUUCAUUUUAACAGUGAUAAUGUGCUGUUCUACUUACUCACAACUAUGGCAAUGAGUUCUGUAGAAUAGCACUGAGGUGAUAUUUUUCUCCUAUUUUAUGUGAAUUUUUAAUUACAUUUUUUAAGUGAUGAUGGAACAGUGUAUAGCAAGCAAUGAAUCAGUUAAAAUUACCAAAGUAAGAUGGUUCUCUUUUUAACUGUAUGAUUCUUAUUCUAGGCCAAUUAAGUUACAUUUUUUUCUAUAUAUUGUUCCAUCUCCACUAGAAUUUAACUUAAAUAUGUUGUGUUAUUAUCCUCUAGGGGCUAUGAACUUAUAUUUUGAACUUUAUUUUGUCAUAGAAACCCCUCUCUUUUUUAGAAGCUGGCUAGUAGAUUACCUUUUUAAUGCAAACCCUUGACAGAAUAUGCCUGGUUAUUUUGUACUGUUGGCUGAAUGAGUGGCAACUAAAUGUUAUCAUAAUAUUCUUGUCGAAGUGGAUGUACAAUUGUUUUGUGUGAUAAAAGAACCUAAAAAGUUGUGUUACUUACAAUUGAGAUUUGAAGGGUGGCUUUUAUAGUUAUAUGUUAUGAAUUUAGUAACAUUCUAUAAUUCUUUUUAUUCCAUCACAGAUUGUGUCUCAUUCUAUUUAUUUUCCACUCAAAGUUUGGAUGUGUUUGUUAAUUUUUUCAAGUCAUCGAUGUCAUCCUGCUUUUUCAGUUGAGGCUAAAAUGGAUGAGCAUUUUUUGUCUAUUGUCACUUUUUAAGAGUUGUCUGUCAUAUUCCAUUGGGCCUUGGUGCAGAGUUAGUGAGAUACAAGUGUGUGGUUGUUUUUCAGAAUAAACUAUAUUGACAACACACUG